Eufriesea mexicana is the source of this 735-nucleotide messenger RNA. RefSeq names its product luc7-like protein 3. The coding region runs from base 37 to 735 and encodes 232 amino acids. The transcript has 4 exons. Lineage: Eukaryota; Metazoa; Arthropoda; Insecta; Hymenoptera; Apidae. The record is from RefSeq and is a predicted model, not a curated record.
CUAGACGUGAAGUAAACAAAGAAUCAGCUGACAGUUAUGGCAAGAUAUUCUAGUGAAUCAGAUUCAGAUCAUAAUAGCAGGUAUCGUCGAAGACGUAGCAGGAGAUCUAGAUCAUCUAGUUCAGAUUCCAGUGAUUCAUCUUCACAUAGAAGAAGAUCAUCCAAACAUUCAAAAACAAAGCGUAGACAUCGCUCACAUUCCAGAAGUAGGGGAAGAGAUAGGGAUCAUAAUCAAAAAAGUUAUAAGAGCUCUAGAAACAGUAGCUCAAAAGGAAGAGAAAGACAUAGAUAUCAUUCAAGAUCAAGAUCUUCAGAUUGUUCAAAGAGGAAAGCUAGAUCUAUCUCAAGGGAAAAGUCUGGAAGUCGUUCAAGUAGUUCACAAUCUAAUGUAAAAACUAUUGUAUCUGAAAAAAGUAAAAAUAUCUUAAUAAAAGAUGAUUUUCCAAUUGAACCCCGCUUUAAAGAAGGUGUAUUAGAAGAAAUUAAUUCCGAAGGUUUUACACCCAAGCAAUUUUCAUCUAAUACAAAAGAAAAAAAGUUUAAGAACAUAGUUAUAGACAUUAGUGCAGAUACUAUACAAAUUCCAACAGUGGCAGAAGUUCCUUGUGGAUCAGAGAGUAUUUUUCAUUCAUCGAUAAUGAUUGAUCAAGAAGCAAGAUUUGACAAAUGGGUGAAAAAAUUAUACACUCUUAGACAAAAAGCUAUAGCUGAUUUAAUACAUUCGAAUGUUACUUGA